Messenger RNA from Anarrhichthys ocellatus (wolf-eel), 509 nucleotides. RefSeq names its product MBT domain-containing protein 1-like. The record is from RefSeq and is a predicted model, not a curated record. The coding region runs from base 2 to 295 and encodes 97 amino acids. Lineage: Eukaryota; Metazoa; Chordata; Actinopteri; Perciformes; Anarhichadidae. Gene Ontology annotation, molecular function: chromatin binding. The transcript has 2 exons. Gene Ontology annotation, biological process: negative regulation of DNA-templated transcription. Gene Ontology annotation, cellular component: nucleus.
UAUGUAUGUUUGUGUGUUGUUGGUUGCGGAUCAGGUGCCGAUGGGGACGUCGUGGGGAGACAUCAGUGAAGGCGUUCGGGUAGAAGUCACCAACACGGACAGCGUUCUGCCCAUGAAGGUCUAUUGGAUCGCUGGCAUCAUCAAACUGGCCGGUUUUAAGGCGUUGAUGCGUUACGAGGGAUUCGACAGCGACCCCACCAGAGACUUCUGGUUGAACCUUUGUGUGCCAGACAUCCACCCGGUGGGCUGGUGUGCUGCUGGAGGGAAACCUCUGGUCCCCCCCCACAGUAAGUAGAGCCAGAUAAAGGACAUUAGAACCAGAUAGAGGACAGUAGAACCAGAUAGAAGACAGUAGAACCAGAUAGAAGAGAAAAUAACCAGAUAGAGGACAGUAGAACCAGAUAGAGGACAGUAGAACCAGAUAAAAGAGAAAAUAACCAGAUAGAGGAUAGUAGAACCAGAUAGAGGACGGUAGAACCAGAUAGAAGACAGUAGAACCAGAUAGAGGA